AUGAAUCAGCCAAACUACGCUCGUUGGUCUGUCGCUUACUUAAUCAAUUUAAUCAGGUUGAAAACAGAAAAUUCGCCAUUGGUGUUGCAAUUCCAUCAAGGAGCUUUUGGUGUCAAACGCACAUCCAAUAAGUUAGCACGCGCUCCAGUCGAUUUGACUCUCGAGCAAACAAUCAACGCGGAUGAUGGUAAUAAAUUGACGGAAGUUAGUCACCUGACUGAUUCCUUUUCUGCGCGUCAAAGGUGGGCUUUAAGUCACAGCAUGCGAACAAAAAUCAUUUCUAAAGUUUUAGAAGGUGUCUCCCUUUCUCGAAAAGAUGACGUUUCCCAUUCUUUAAAAUCCGAUAGAAAAAAGAAAGAUCGUAAACAUCUCGACUUAAUCAUUCAAACUAUACAUGAUAAUAUGAAUUCUUUUAGUGCAACCGUUGAUCAGAAAGAACUGUUUAACAUUUCCACUGGAAAAGCGGCUUCUAGUUCAGUAAUUGAUUGGGACAGUAGAGAAUUGGGACGCGUAAAAAAAUAG
This is a messenger RNA of Psylliodes chrysocephalus, 522 nucleotides long. Lineage: Eukaryota; Metazoa; Arthropoda; Insecta; Coleoptera; Chrysomelidae. The record is from the annotation of a GenBank genome assembly.